AUUGUACAAUUGGGGUGUGGCUGAAAAAGAAUGGGAGAUGAGUCGCUCAGGAAAGAGUUAGAAGAAAGGACGAGAGAGGUUGGCAGGUAUAAAAUACAUAUUUCAGAAAUCAAUAAAGAAAAUAAAGAACUAAAACGUGAAAAUGACAAUCUAAUCGGAAAAAAUCAUAAUCUAACGGCUCAAAUUAAGACACUAGAGAAACAAUGUGCACAUUGCAGAGGGUUAAUGGCAAAGCAGGUUGCACAACGUCCUGAUGCUGCCUACACUCCAUCACUUAUGCACGAGAUGAAAGAUAAAGCUGCAACUACUGAAGAAGCUAAUCGAGAGCUAAAAUUACAAGUUGAGCAACUAAAGAAGAAAUUGGAAGAAUCUGAGACUCGAGAGGCAUAUCUCAGUGAAAGGUUGGAUGGCCUUGAGUAUCAAUACAAUCAAGUCACAUCAGGCAAGGAUUCAAACAAGGAAAAGUUAUCAGCUGUUAAUGAAGAGCUACGCCUAUUGAAAAUUAGUCAUGAUGAACAAAAAGAAGACUACGAGAUACAAAUAUCAAAGCUUAAACGUGAUAUUAAAGAGCGUUAUGAUGAACAGAAGGAACGUGAAGAGAAAUGGAAGUCGAGAGAGUCAGACUUGUUACUUAGAAAUGCAGGCCUAGACGGAGACUAUCGCUCAGUUUAUAAUGAGCUACUGGAGUACAAGAAUAAAACCAGCAGCUCUGGAUCCAUCAAUAAGGAGGCAGCCACACAAUCUCGUCAGCGAAGAGCAGAGACAGGUGUUGAAAGAGUAAUAAGUGAGAAAGAAAGUGCCACAGCAAAAGCAGUGAAGUACACUAGCAAAGAUGAUGAAAACUCUGCUUCAUCAUCAGCAGAUUUACACGUUCCGGCUGGAUCUAAAUCUGAAAAUGUUCUUGCAAAAGAAUUUGGUAGAGUGUAUAGGGAGUUUAUGGAGUUGAAGAUUAAGUAUGACAAAGAAGUGAAGGCUAGAGAAGAGCUUGACAAGAAAGAUAAAGAAAAGAAGAAGAGUGGAGUGCACCGACUAGAAACUAUCCCUGGAUCAGAACCAAAUUCUUUUUCAUCGAACUGAUUGAUCAGAUUAGUUUUAUUAAAUUUAUUUUGUCAUUUCCAAAGACAAUUCAAAGUUUUUUAUUUGUAGUCAAAACCUA
Messenger RNA from Amphimedon queenslandica, 1156 nucleotides. Its product is annotated as filamin-A-interacting protein 1-like. The transcript has 5 exons. The coding region runs from base 31 to 1077 and encodes 348 amino acids. The record is from RefSeq and is a predicted model, not a curated record. Lineage: Eukaryota; Metazoa; Porifera; Demospongiae; Haplosclerida; Niphatidae.